GUUCCUGACUAUUAGGUAGUGUAGCCGAGAAAGGUAAGAGGAGGUGGAGAUCACCAGUGGCGGCGGGGGUGUUGCAACUGCACAUCUUUCGUGGGACUCAUGGAGCGCUUGUGAAAGCAAUCUUAAUGGUCGCGUUGCAUCUGAUUAAGCCUACGAACCAAUCAUGUGGGUGAGUGUGAAAGUCAACUAGGAUCAGGGGUGAAUGAGGGGGAGGCGAUGACCGAGGGCAUUGCGAUGAAUGGCCUCGGCAAGCUAUCGCAGGUGUCGUCAGAUCACCGCGCAUCACUGAAGAUUGGGAGUUUGGUAAGGUGUACUCCUCAAGGAAACCAAACCCUGGGGAUCCCUCUAUUAAAUACCGGUCUCAUAGCAUUGUCCCAAAGGUACCCAUUGGGACACGAAAUGAUGUGAUUGUACCUGCAAAUCCGUACUUUAAAUCCUUCGGCCUAAUGAUCACCGAAUGGCGUCGCAGCGAUCCGCGAGACAAAUAAGAUGAUCUCCCCCACCCUUAAGUCUCAAUUCUUGGAGGCUUUUGAUAUUUCCAUUUCCAGAUCAAAGCAGGGAGAUUGGCCGCUCUCAGGUGACACCAGAUUCGUGUCCAACUGAAGCCUCACCUAACCAGUCCAUCCUUUACCCCGCAAUUUCCCUAACCUCAAUCGCGCGAUCCGCCACAACAAACAUCACUCCCAGGCUGAUUAUUGCAAAAUGCCUAUUCCAAUAGUGGAUUCUCAUAUCCAUCUUUUCCCGGAGUCUCACCUCCCAACACUCGCCUGGUAUGGCCCGGAAUCACCCCUAGGAUCCCAACACUCGGUCGAUGAGUAUCGCCUUGCGGCAUCUUCAAUCUCCACCACCGCAGAUACCACUGACCUGACAUAUCUGCGCGGUUUCAUAUUCCUCGAAACGGAUCGCAUCUCUUCCGUUGAGGGGGCUGGGAAUGGCUGGUCUCACGCUCUUGAUGAGGUCUCGCUGCUUACGAGAAUCAUCACCGGGGUUCCUGUCGCGGGUGAGGGUCACCGCGAUGAUGAUAGACAUCUCUGUCUGGGGUUUGUUCCCUGGGCACCUGUGCCCGGGGGAUCUGCUGCGCUGCAGAACUAUAUGGGCUUAGUGAGAGAACGUACUAAGACAGAUGACGUCUGGAAGAAGCUUCGGGGAGUGAGAUAUCUGUUCCAAGACAAGCCGAAGGGUGUCAUGUUACAAGAUGGCGUUGUUGAGGGGUUAAAGUGGCUUGGGAGAGAAAAGUUGGCGUUUGACCUGGGGGUGGAUGCGAGGCAGGGUGGGUUUUGGCAGUUGAGGGAGGCGGUCGAAAUGAUGAGGAGGGUCUAUGAAGGUGUGAAAGAAGAUGAGAAGGUUGUUAUAAUCAUCAAUCACCUCUGUAAGCCAAAUCUCCAGCUUCCCGAUGCAUCGCCCGCCUCAGUAACGGCACACCCCGAGUUUCUGGAAUGGUCAUCUCUGGUCACUGCCAUGGCACAAUAUCCCAACACGUACAUGAAGCUUUCGGGCGGCUUCUCUGAGCUACCACCAGUCUCUUCGGACGCCGUACCUGACAUUGCUUCUAUUGUGGAGAGGAUUCGCCCUUGGACUGAUGUGGUCUUUGAUACGUUUGGUGCCGAGCGAGUGAUGUUUGGGUCUGACUGGCCAGUCUGCAACGUAGGGGGAGGCGGUAAUAGAGCCACCUGGAGUCGUUGGAAGAGCAUAGUGGAAAGCAUAUUAGAGAAGAGGCAGUUGACCGACGAGCAGCAGAGGGGUAUAUGGGGUGGAGUAGCGGAGAAAGCAUACGGAAUCGAGAUAUGAUCUCAUAAGAACCUUUUAC
Messenger RNA from Aspergillus pseudotamarii, 1807 nucleotides. RefSeq lists its product as uncharacterized. Gene Ontology annotation, molecular function: hydrolase activity. NCBI's taxonomy places the organism in Eukaryota, Fungi, Ascomycota, Eurotiomycetes, Eurotiales, Aspergillaceae. The record is from RefSeq and is a predicted model, not a curated record. Bases 703 to 1788 code for a protein of 361 amino acids. The transcript has 2 exons.